Messenger RNA from Procambarus clarkii (red swamp crayfish), 2200 nucleotides. Lineage: Eukaryota; Metazoa; Arthropoda; Malacostraca; Decapoda; Cambaridae. The record is from RefSeq and is a predicted model, not a curated record.
GGGGUUACAGGGCGGCAGCAUGGGGUUACAGGGCGGCAGCAUGGGGUCACAGGGCGGCAGCAUGGGGUCACAGGGCGGCAGCAUGGGGUCACAGGGCGGCAGCAUGGGGUCACAGGGCGGCAGCAUGGGGUCACAGGGCGGCAGCAUGGGGUCACAGGGCGGUAGCAUGGGGUCACUGGGAUAUAGCAUGGGACCACGAGGGGGUAGCAAGGGCACGAAGCCACAGAAGGGCGGCAAGGACAGGAAGUCACAGAAGGGCGGCAAGGACAGGAAGCCACAGAAGGGCGGCAAGGACAGGAAGCCACAGAAGGGCGGCAAGGACAGGAAGUCACAGAAGGGCGCAGGGCUCCGGAAGGGCGGCAAGGGCAAGGGCACGGAGUUGCAGGGGGUCGGCCAGGGCCUGGAGGGCGGCCAGGCCAAAUGGUGCAGAGAGACCGAAUGGGGCGGGAAGCUCAUAUUGUGCAGUACCACCAAUUGGGGUGAGGAGUCUACAUUGGUCGGGAAGCCUAAGGAGGGAAAGAAGCCUAAGGAGGGAAAGAAGCCCAAGGAGGGAAAGAAGCCCAAGUUGGGAAAGAAGCCCCAGUUGGGAAAGAAACCCCAGUUGGGAAAGAAACCCCAGUUGGGAAAGAAACCCCAGUUGGGAAAGAAACCCCAGUCGGGAAAGAAGCCCCAGUCGGGAAAGAAGCCCAAGGAGGGAAAGAAGCCCAAGGAGGGAAAGAAACCCCAGUUGGGAAAGAAGUCCCAGUUGGGAAAGAAGCCCCAGUCGGGAAAGAAGCCCAAGGAGGGAAAGAAGCCCAAGGAGGGAAAGAAGCCCCAGUUGGGAAAGAAGCCCCAGUUGGGAAAGAAGCCCCAGUUGGGAAAGAAGCCUAAGGAGGGAAAGAAGCCAAAGGAGGGAAAGAAGCCCAAGGAGGGAAAGAAGCCCAAGGAGGGAAAGAAACCCCAGUUGGGAAAGAAGCCCAAGUUGGGAAAGAAGCCCAAGGAGGGAAAGAAGCCCAAGGAGGGAAAGAAACCCCAGUUGGGAAAGAAGCCCCAGUUGGGAAAGAAGCCCCAGUUGGGAAAGAAGCCCCAGUUGGGAAAGAAGCCCCAGUUGGGAAAGAAGCCCAAGGAGGGAAAGAAGCCCAAGGAGGGAAAGAAGCCCAAGGAGGGAAAGAAACCCCAGUUGGGAAAGAAACCCCAGUUGGGAAAGAAGCCCCAGUUGGGAAAGAAGCCCAAGUUGGGAAAGAAGCCCAAGGCGGGAAAGAAGCCCCAGAUGGGAAAGAAACCCCAGUUGGGAAAGAAACCCCAGUUGGGAAAGAAGCCCAAGGAGGGAAAGAAGCCCAAGGAGGGAAAGAAGCCCAAGGAGGGAAAGAAACCCCAUUUGGGAAAGAAGCCCCAGUUGGGAAAGAAGCCCCAGUUGGGAAAGAAGCCCAAGGAGGGAAAGAAACCCCAGUUGGGAAAGAAGCCCCAGUUGGGAAAGAAGCCCCAGUUGGGAAAGAAGCCCAAGGAGGGAAAGAAGCCCAAGGAGGGAAAGAAACCUCAGACGGGAAAGAAACCUCAGACGGGAAAGAAGCCCCAGUCGGGAAAGAAGCCCCAGUCGGGAAAGAAGCCCCAGUCGGGAAAGAAGCCCCAGUCGGGAAAGAAGCCCCAGUCGGGAAAGAAGCUCCAGCCGGGAAAGAAGCUCCAGUCGGGAAAGAAGCCCCAGUCGGGAAAGAAGCCCCAGUCGGGAAAGAAGCCCCAGUCGGGAAAGAAGCCCCAGUCGGGAAAGAAACACCAGUUGGGAAAGAAACCCCAGUUGGGAAAGAAGGGUAAGAAGGGAGAAGGAAAGCCGAAGGAAAAAGGAAAGCUGAAGGGGGAGGAGAAGAAGAAGGAGCACAAGAAGGGCCACGGCCUGGACCCCGUGUGCGUGGUGUACAUCCCCACGGGGAAGAAGGACCAGCCCCCGGCCACCGCCCUGGUGGUGGAGACAGACCUGCCCGGCCUCCUGAAGCCAGGCUCCACCUUCACCAAGGGCACCAAAGACAAGGGGAAAUCUCUCUACGUGGUGUGCAGUAAGGACAAGUUCUGGAUGGACUGGGUCUUUGAACCCGGGUUCUGAGCUCCCCCCUUUGGAACCUGAGCUCCAUUGGGGACUCAGAGUCUUGGACUAUAUAGGAUCUACCACUCCACGAUGACUCUCUGGCGGGAUCAAUUUGUCUUCUUCACUUAAUUUUACUUUUUUUUU